GGGACAAACAUCUCAAAGCUCAGGCUGUGUAGGGUGUACUUUGGCGAAGAAAAAAUGUCUAAAGCAAUUACAUCUUUAGUUUCUAAAGCUCCCACGCUAGCAAAAGGAUUUUUAGAUUCAUCUCGUCCAAAGCUGAACACUUUCCUAAAGUAUGCAAGAGUUGAAUUGGCUCCUCCUAAACCUUCAGAGUUCCCUCAAGUUGUCCAAGGGUUUAACAAACUAAUGAACUCUGCUAGAACUGGAAGUUGGAAAAAUAUUCCUGUUAGAGAGGCCUGGCUGAAUACUUUGAUAGCACUGGAAAUUAGCUUCUGUUUUUUCAUUGGAGAAUGCAUUGGAAAAGGAACUAUUAUAGCCUACCAGGUGUAGAUAUUGGAACAUUUCUUGGCAUGUAGAGGAAAUAGUACGACAUUGAGAUGAACCUGUUAGAUAAAAGUGUAGAUGAAGUUGUAAACUGAAUAAAUAAAAUAACGGAAAAUACAUUGUAUCAUGUUACCCACCUGGUCCGUUUUGAAUAGAAAAACAAAACAGAAAAUAAAGUGAUAAACACUAAACA
Messenger RNA from Limulus polyphemus (Atlantic horseshoe crab), 553 nucleotides. RefSeq names its product ATP synthase subunit g, mitochondrial-like. NCBI's taxonomy places the organism in Eukaryota, Metazoa, Arthropoda, Merostomata, Xiphosura, Limulidae. The record is from RefSeq and is a predicted model, not a curated record. The transcript is spliced from 3 exons. Gene Ontology annotation, biological process: proton motive force-driven ATP synthesis. Gene Ontology annotation, molecular function: proton transmembrane transporter activity. Bases 55 to 366 code for a protein of 103 amino acids.